Messenger RNA from Rhinocladiella mackenziei CBS 650.93, 516 nucleotides. RefSeq lists its product as uncharacterized. The record is from RefSeq and is a predicted model, not a curated record. The coding region runs from base 1 to 516 and encodes 171 amino acids. Lineage: Eukaryota; Fungi; Ascomycota; Eurotiomycetes; Chaetothyriales; Herpotrichiellaceae. The transcript is spliced from 2 exons.
AUGGCUCCAAGAGCUGCUUCAGUUUCCACCACCGGCGAUGGCGUGGACCCAACUCUCAAGUUCGUCUUUAGCACUCUCAAGCAUGUCGAGCAGAUCAAAGUGAACUGGGAGGAAGUUGCAAAGGACAAUGGUAUUGGCUACGCCCGAAACGCUGCAUCCAAGUUCAAGGAUAUUCUUAAGAAGCACGGCAUGAAAUUCGAAAGCGGCGUGAUUAGCGGCCUGGGAGAUGCCUCACCAACCCCGAAGGGGAGCGAUGGUUGUGCAGAGUCUGGCGAAUCAAAGACCGCAAAGGGCAUGAAGAAACCAUCCCCACGCAAGCGCAAGGCGACUGGUCACGAUGGGGAUGAGGUCGAAGAUAUGACAGCCACUACCCCCAAGUCUGCUGCGAAGAAGAAGAAAUACAUGACAGCCAACGUCAAGAAAGAGGCGAGCGACGCAGAGAAUGGGGACGAUGAUCAGGACAACGAUGCCCAUGCCGAGCUUGAUGACUACGGAUCCAUUCUCUACCCAUUCUAG